This is a messenger RNA of Moneuplotes crassus, 698 nucleotides long. The record is from the annotation of a GenBank genome assembly. Lineage: Eukaryota; Ciliophora; Spirotrichea; Euplotida; Euplotidae.
GUUUUCAAUCUUCAUCUCAUUGGGUUUCUUGUACGAAUUAAGACAUUCUUAAGUGAGUUACUAAGCUUUGAUUCUGCCAUCUUCUGAAUGAGCCCAUCAAAGAAUUCUUUGUCUUCAUAGGUUGGAUGAUGGUGUUGUUAUAAAAUAUGAUGUCUUCAAUUGAAGGCUGAGCAUUUUCAAGAUAGUCAAACCCAUUGAUGGUUAUUGUGCAUUGUCGAAACACUACUCUUGGAGAACUUUUGCAUGCCAUGAGAAUUCUGCCAAAGUCUUUGUGUUAUAUCUUGAAAUGCUUAAUUUGAAUGAAAUCAGAAACAAGGGGUAUAAGCUUAAUGAUGUUUCUGGCAUAAAAGCUGAAAUGUACUGAAUUGAAUCGAGCAGUUCUUAUUGUUGUAUUCUUAAAUAUACAGAAAUAUAUAAUUCUAUUAAAUACCUCAACUUGAAGGUUUCUAAUCACUUCACCAAUAUCGGAGUUGAGGAAUUAGAAUGAAUGAUAAUUAAUUUUAUAUUACUUUAGGAUUUGUGAUGUGGAACAACAUAUCCAUUAUACAUGUACUGAAUUCAUGAUGUAUCCAUCGAAGUAGAAUGUCUUUAGUUCUCACACUCUUAUGUUCCUUAACACAUCGUUAAGUUUCUUGUCAUUUUUGAAUAUUUCAUGAAGUCCAAUAAACUCAAGCUUCCUUACCUUCGGAUCCAACUUA